AUGCGGACUGCCCUGGAGAGAGAGCUGCGUAAGGAAAUACGUGAUGUGAAAACAAGUCUAGACUUUUUUAAUAAGCAGUUUGAAGAAAUUUCGGCUCUGUGCUCGCGGCUUGAAAAAGAAAACGGUGAGCUAAAGGCUCAAAAUGAUGUUCUGAAGACUGAUUGCAGUCAGCUGAAGCAGGUCGUUCUCAACAAUGAACGUAGGACUACCGCCCUAGAACAGUACUCGCGAAACCGAAAUAUUGAAGUGAAAAAUGUUCCUUUCGUGGAGGGUGAACGGUUGACCAGGGUCGUUCAGAAGAUUGGUGAAGCUGUCGGCGAAUCAGUGAAAGAAGAUGACAUAGAAAUUUGCCAUCGCGUGACUGCUAAGGAUGCAUCUUGCCCUCAUAUUGUUGUGCAGUUCAACAACCGGUCUAAGCGAGACGCAGUUCUGGAAAAGGCGAAAAAGUUGCGCUUAACGACAGCUGAUAUUGGUUUCCCAGGAAAGACAUUUGUCUACGUCAAUGAACACCUAUGCCCACAGUUAAAAAAGCUACUGGGACAAACUGUAGCGCGCAAGAAGGAAGCCGAAUGGCGAUUUGCCUGGACGAAAGGUGGCAAAAUUUUUGCGCGAAAGGAUGAGAAGUCGAGGGUGCUUCAAAUAACUACUGAGAGCGAUCUCGAAAAGAUUGUUUAA
Rhipicephalus sanguineus (brown dog tick) is the source of this 675-nucleotide messenger RNA. RefSeq lists its product as uncharacterized. The coding region runs from base 1 to 675 and encodes 224 amino acids. NCBI's taxonomy places the organism in Eukaryota, Metazoa, Arthropoda, Arachnida, Ixodida, Ixodidae. The record is from RefSeq and is a predicted model, not a curated record. The transcript has a single exon.